AUGGUGACCGCAGGGUGCGCGCUGAGCUGGGCACGCGCACAGAGCAGCGGGGGGUCAGUGCAUGCGGAAGGCAGAGGCGUCCUCAUCACAGGCUGUGACUCGGGUUUCGGCCACGGCCUCGCCCUCCGUCUCAGCGCCCGUGGACUGCAGGUCUUUGCUGGAGUCCUGGACCCUGAAGGCCCUGGAGCCCAGAGCCUGAGCCUGGACCCUGGAGGCAUCAGGGUGCUCCACAUGGACGUGACGGAGCCGCAACACAUCGCACAGGCCCGGGCACGUGUGGAGGCGGAGCUCGGGGACACGGGGUUGUGGGGGUUGGUGAAUAACGCCGGGCUCCUCCUGUGCCCCGUGGACGCCGAGCUGCACCCCACGUCCUGCUUCCGGAGGCUGAUGGAGGUGAACUUCCUGUCGGCUGUUGCGGUGACGCAGGCCUUCCUCCCCCUGAUCAGGAGAGCCAGGGGCAGAGUGGUGAACAUGUCGAGUUUGGCAGGGGAGGUGACAAUGCCCCGCUUCUCUGCCUACUCCUCGUCCAAAGCAGCUCUGGCCUGUUUCUCCAGAGUCCUGCGGCUGGAGAUGCUGCGGUGGGGCGUCCACGUGUGUCUGAUCCAGCCCUCGGGGUUCAAGACCAAGAUCUUCAGCUCGGACACGUCUUGCCUGAGACAGGAGCUGCUGUCGGCCUGCUCCCCGGACGUCCUGCGGGACUACGGCUCAGACUACAUCUCCCAGCUGCCCUCCUCUCUGGACUUCAUGUCCCAGAACGCCAUGCAGGACAUUUCUCCGGUGCUGGACUGCAUGGAGCACGCACUGCUGUCCCGCUGCCCCAGAGCGCUGUACUGUCCUGGGCCUGCAGCCUGGCUCCUGCCCUUCCUCCAGAGACACCUGCCCACAGCCGCCUUCGACUGGAUCAUCACACGGUUCAUCUGGGCCACGUUCUGCCCAAGCGCUGCACCGCGGCUCUGA
Molecule: messenger RNA, 957 nt
Organism: Knipowitschia caucasica
Lineage: Eukaryota; Metazoa; Chordata; Actinopteri; Gobiiformes; Gobiidae
Source: the annotation of a GenBank genome assembly